Messenger RNA from Cyprinus carpio (common carp), 1873 nucleotides. RefSeq lists its product as uncharacterized. Gene Ontology annotation, molecular function: DNA-binding transcription factor activity, RNA polymerase II-specific; RNA polymerase II cis-regulatory region sequence-specific DNA binding. NCBI's taxonomy places the organism in Eukaryota, Metazoa, Chordata, Actinopteri, Cypriniformes, Cyprinidae. Gene Ontology annotation, biological process: regulation of DNA-templated transcription. The record is from RefSeq and is a predicted model, not a curated record.
GAACUAAAGCUCGUCACAGCGCCUCCUACAGUACGAGCGAUGGAGCGAGAACUCAUUUCUUCGUCUUUAUCUCGUUUAAAAAUACCGUUGAAUUCCAGUGACUUCUCACUAGUUCAUUUAUUCAAAACUCCGAGCAAGACGUAUUUAGAUUAAAUUAUGUAUGAACUUAUUUCUUAAUCGGAUGUAGAGGCGCUUCUGGCUCCAGCACAGACGGAGGCGCUGUGAGGCUCUUCAGUGAGAGAAAACAGACCAUAGAACGAACGAGAGAACAGCUUACAGUUUGAACCCUCGACCGGUUCGUGUUUUCAGUGUGUUUUACACCGUUUACCAGAGUUGUAUUUACUUAUGUUGAGCAUGAAAGCGCAGGUGGAGGUUGUCUGCUGUAAAUCAGUAGGAACUGAUCUGUCCAUGCUGGAUAUUGAGGAUUUCAUCACAGAAAUCUGUCAGCUGAAGAAAGAGGUGGCUUCACUGGAGACAAAGCUGAGAGAAAGAGGAGACAAACUGAACAGAGAGGAUUCAGUCUGGAGCGUCAGAGAUCAACCGGCAGAGCAACUCUCUGAUCAGAGAUCCAGAGACACACAGGACUCGGAGCUCAGCCUUAGUUUGCUCUGUUACAUUGACGCUCAGGAGAGCGUGUGUGACGGUCAUGGAUCCGUCGACCAAACCUCCACAGAGUCUGUGGGGUCUGACUGUAACGCUGGAGAACAGCACACGCCGCUGAAGACGUGCUCCGUCAAACUGGUGGACUGCAGGAAUUCGAAGGAGACGAGAGAAGAAGCCACUGCAGAGGAAGAACAUAGUGAUGUCGAUGAUGAUGAUGAUGACUUUGUUCCAUUGGAUGAAAACACCAGUUCACAUUCUGAUCAAGAAACGGCCUCAACAUCCAAAGAUCAGCUGAAGACCAACAGUUUCUCCUGCGUCACCUGUGGGAAAACAUUCAGCAAACAGGGAAAUUUAGCGAGGCAUGAGAAAAAACACACAGAGCCGAAAGACUACAAGUGUAAGAGAUGCAACAUCAGCUUUCCUACCUUAAAAGAGAGAAGAAAUCAUUCAAAAGAGCACAGCGUGAAGAAGGAGUUUCGAUGCGAGCAGUGCGGGAAGGUUUCCUUCUCUUCUGGUAAUCUGAAGAUUCACAUGAAGACACACACUGGCGAAAAACCUUUCCACUGCAGCGAGUGCGACAAGCAUUUCAGCACCAAACAAUCUCUUAUUGUUCAUAAGCGAAUCCACACGGGGGAGAAACCAUACAAGUGCCCUCACUGUGAGAAAAGAUUCAGAGAUGGAUCCCAUUUCAAGUCCCACAUGCGUUCGCACGCCAGCGAGAGGCCGUACCAGUGCAGCGAAUGUGGGAAAACCUUUAAACAGCCCAUUUGUCUGAUAUCACACCAAAAAAUACACUCCGAGAAACUGCACCGGUGCACACAUUGUGACAAACGAUUCCGUCAUAUUUCUCAGCUGAAACGCCACGAGAGAAUGCACUCUGGAGAGAGACCAUACCUGUGCUUUCACUGCGGGAAGAGCUUUUCCGAUCCAGCUCAUUUCAAAGUCCACCAGAGGAUCCACACGGGAGAAAAACCGUACCAAUGUAGCGUUUGCGGGAAGAGUUUCCGUCAAAACACGAACUUACUGAAGCACCGGAGGAUUCAUAGCGGAGAAAGACCGUUCAAGUGUUCUCACUGUGACAAGACGUUUGCUCGAUCAGACAUCCUGAAGAUCCACGAGCGAGUUCAUACAGGAGAGAAACCUUACUCCUGCUCCAUCUGCGGCGAGAGAUUUGCUUAUUUAGGGGGUUUUCAGACCCACCAGAACAAACACACUAAAGAACAAACUGCUCCAGAACCAUCUGAGUGACUUUCAUCAAUCAAUCUGGAAA